AUGUCUUUUCAGAAAGAUGUCCUUAGAACCACAGGGAAAGUGAUGGUGACUACCAUCUUUCUUUUAAAGAUUGGUGUUGGGACUCUGGCCAAUGCCAUUCUCUUCUUCCAUAAUGUCUCUCCAAUCUUACUUGGCCACAGGCAGAGGACCACAUACAUGAUUCUCGCCCACAUGUGUUUGGCCAAUCUCUUGGUUCUUCUCUCCACUGGAAUUCCCCACACAAUAGCAGCUUUUGUUUUGAAGAAUCCCUUGUCCAGUCUUGGGUGUAAAUUUGCAAAUUAUAUACACAGAGUCGCUCACAGCACCACGCUGUGCUCCACCUGUGUCCUGAGCACCUAUCAGUUCCUUACUCUCACCUCUGGGAGAGUAGAGUGGAUGAUGCUCAGAAGAAGAGCCUCAAAAAUCGUUGGUCCUUCCUGUUGCAUCUGCUGGAUGUUCAGUUUCUUAAUGAAUAUCUAUAUUCCCGUGAAAGUCACUGGUCCACAGGACACCCAAAAUGAUACUGACUCCCAAGGAAAGUGGUUCUGUUCAUCCUCAGGUUCCAGCGCAUUCAUUGUCAUCUUGUGGUCCAUCUCUGAUGCCAUGUUUAUUGGCCUCAUGGGCUGGUCCAGUGGCUCCAUGGUGCUUCUCCUGCACAGACACCACCAAAGAGUGCAGCAUGUUCACACCAUCAAAGGCUACCACAAAUGUCCCCCAGAGAACAGAGCUGCCCACACCAUCCUGAUGCUGGUGGUCACUUUUGUCACCUUCUACAUGCUGAAUUCCAUUUUUAUUUUUUACAUAACUGCCUUUUUAGAUACUUGUCUAUGGUUGAUGCAGAUCGCUCACAUUUUGGCUUUAUGUUUCCCCACUGUUAGUCCCUUACUGCUGAUCCUCAGGGAUUCUAGAGCUCCUAGGUUCUACUCUUAA
Messenger RNA from Diceros bicornis minor, 909 nucleotides. RefSeq names its product vomeronasal type-1 receptor 4-like. The record is from RefSeq and is a predicted model, not a curated record. Gene Ontology annotation, cellular component: membrane. The transcript has a single exon. Gene Ontology annotation, biological process: G protein-coupled receptor signaling pathway. Lineage: Eukaryota; Metazoa; Chordata; Mammalia; Perissodactyla; Rhinocerotidae. Bases 1 to 909 code for a protein of 302 amino acids. Gene Ontology annotation, molecular function: pheromone receptor activity.